AUGGUGUCUCUAAUUUCGCCACCUGCUUCAUCUUCCAACAUUCAAUUGCGCGAUACUCCUUUCUUCUCCACUCUCUUUAUUCCGCCAAGGAGCGUCCAAUUCCGUCACCACACACGAAACCACCAAAAUCACAAACAGAAAACGGUAUGGUGUGGCCUUACCAGCACCGGCGCGUCUCCUCCGUCGUCGUUGACGAAGGAGCCUCACAAAUUCUUCGACCACGCAAUCAUCACCGUUCGCGCGGGUGACGGAGGCCACGGUGCGGUGCUGAAUCACAAAGAGAAGAACGAGCAGGAGCGGGGGAAAGCGAAGAAGAAAGGGAAAGGCUCGUUGAAGAGGGACUUCGACGGGUCGCUCAUACUUCCUACGGGAGGGCACGGAGGGGACGUGGUGAUCUACGCCGACGAGGCCAAAGACACGUUGCUGGAGUUUCACACCAAGAGCAGAUAUCACGCCAAGCGCGGCGGCAACGUUGAUGCGAUGGGCGCUUUGACGUCGAUGUUGCGCGAUGGACUUGUGGCGCCCACGCUACGCAUUCCUGUCCCUGUAGGUACAGUUGUGAAAAACAAACGAGGGAAGGCGUUGGCUGAUCUAGCACAACCCGGUGAUGAAGUUCUUGUUGCGAGGGGAGGACAAGGAGGGAUUAGCUUGUUAGAAAUGCCACAGCGUCAAAGAAAAAAGAUGAUGGCUCUGACAACUAAUGUGAUGAGAGAUGACUCAGACAAGAUUUUAGUUCACGGUCAUCCUGGGGAGGAAGUUAAGUUGGAGCUGAUCUUACGAGUUGUUGCAGAUGUUGGUCUGAUUGGACUUCCAAAUGCUGGGAAAUCAACUCUUCUGGCAGCCAUUACACUUGCUAAGCCUGAUAUAGCUGAUUAUCCUUUUACAACAUUAAUGCCAAAUCUUGGACGCCUGGGUGGUGAUCCCAGCUUGGGGGCAGGAAUGUUUUCAUCCGAAGCUACAUUGGCAGAUUUGCCUGGUCUUAUUGAAGGUGCUCACUUAGGAAAGGGUCUUGGUCGCAAUUUUUUGAGGCACCUCCGGAGGACCCGGCUAUUGGUCCAUGUUGUGGAUGCUGCCACCGAGAAUCCUAUAAAUGAUUACAGAACUGUCAGAGAAGAGUUGCGCAUGUAUAAUCCUGAGUACCUUGAACGACCGUACGUUGUAGUUUUGAAUAAGAUUGACUUACCAGAGGCAAAGGACAGACUCCCAUCAUUGAUUCAAGAAAUCAUGAGAAUAGGCAACGGUGGUGCUACUUCCGAACUAAGAUCAAACUCUGAAGUUCCAGCUCAAUUGUCUGAUGAAACUGACACGAAGGAAAAAAGACUUGAGGAGUAUGCUCGACCUCUCUCUGUUGUUGGAGUCAGUGUUCUAAAGGGUAUCAGGAUUGACACGAUGUUAAAGGAGAUAAGGUCGGCUUUGAAGAAAUGCUCAGAUUCUAGUGAAACAUUGGCUUCUAGUGUGCCACCUUGA
Molecule: messenger RNA, 1467 nt
Organism: Sphenostylis stenocarpa
Lineage: Eukaryota; Viridiplantae; Streptophyta; Magnoliopsida; Fabales; Fabaceae
Source: the annotation of a GenBank genome assembly